GAAAAAAAAAUGGCUAAUAAUACAUUACCAGCUCCUCAACAGCCAGGUAGGCAUUUUAACCUAGUAAGAUGUGUCGCCAUUUGCUGUCUAGCCCUUAUUGUUCUUGUCGGUCUAGCCGUGCUCAUCACUUGGCUAGCCAUUAGGCCCAAAAAGUUGGUUUACACCCUCGAAAACGGCUCACUCCAAAAUUUCAACCUCAACAAUAAUAACCACCAUCUCAAUGCCACAUUCGAUUUCGUGCUCAUGGCUUAUAAUCCCAAUACCAGAACCUCCGUCUACUAUGACUUCAUGGAGUCCGCCGUGUCGUUCAAGGACCAAACUCUCGCAUUCGGGACGACCCAUCCUUUCUUUCAGCCUCACCGGGACACGACUCGGGUGGAAUCGAGACUCGUGGCUACGAAUUUGGCACUGUCACCUUCAACGUAUAAGGACCUCAGGCAUGAAAAAUCGUCGGGGGAGAUCGAAGUCGAUGUUCAUUUCAAGUCGAGGAUUCGGUUUAAGGUAGGUAUAUGGAAGUCGAAACAUCGUACUAUGAAGAUCGUGUGUUCCCCGGCGACAUUGCAUCUGUCUUGGUCCAAACAUUUUGAGAACGUACCAUGUGAUGUAGAACUUUAGGGGUUGUUUUUUCCCUUCUUUUUUCUAAUGUUGCCAUUUUCA
This is a messenger RNA of Hibiscus syriacus, 657 nucleotides long. RefSeq lists its product as uncharacterized. The record is from RefSeq and is a predicted model, not a curated record. NCBI's taxonomy places the organism in Eukaryota, Viridiplantae, Streptophyta, Magnoliopsida, Malvales, Malvaceae. Bases 10 to 615 code for a protein of 201 amino acids. The transcript has a single exon. Gene Ontology annotation, cellular component: plasma membrane.